Molecule: messenger RNA, 1533 nt
Organism: Parnassius mnemosyne (clouded apollo)
Lineage: Eukaryota; Metazoa; Arthropoda; Insecta; Lepidoptera; Papilionidae
Source: the annotation of a GenBank genome assembly
AUGAAACUCAUUUCAUUAUUUUUAACAAUCGUACUUCUAGAUAGUGCAAGUUCUUUAAAUAUUUUAGGUAUCUUUCCAUACCAAGGCAAAAGCCAUUUCUUUGUACAUAGAGUAUAUUUACGAGAACUCGCGAAAAGAGGACAUAAUUUAACGGUUAUCUCUCACUUUCCCGAAAAAGAACCACCGAAGAAUUAUCACGACAUUAGUUUAGCGGGAAGUAUUAAGAUAUUGGAAGACGACUUGGUAGUACAUAGAUCUUAUAUAUCAGUCCUGCAAGUUGGAAUAUUUCUUACAACAACUGGAAAAGAAAACUGUGAAGUAAUGCUAGCUAAUAAUGAAGUUCAGAACAUGAUAAAACAAAAACCGAAGUUCGAUAUCGUUGUUGUGGAACAAUUUAACAGUGAUUGUGCUCUAGGAAUUGCGUACAAAUUAAAUGCGCCAGUUGUUGGUGUAACGUCUCAUAUAUUAAUGCCUUGGCAUUAUAGUAGGUUAGGUAUACCCUACAAUCCUUCUUACGUGUCGUUUCAUUUUCUCGAAGGGGGAACUAAGCCGACACUCGUUCAAAGACUAGAAAGAGUUGUGUUCGACCUUUACUUUAGAAUGAUUUACUAUUUUGUAACACAAAGGAGCGAUCAAAAUACUCUCGCAAGAUAUUUCAACGACAUUCCUCCAUUGGAGGAUUUAGCGCGCGAAAUAAAAUUUCUACUCUUGUAUCACAACUUUGUUCUCACAGGCUCGAGAUUGUUUCCCGCUAAUGUCAUUGAAGUUGGCGGUUACCAUGUACAAAAAGCUAAACCCUUAACAGGUGAUCUGAAAAAGUUUAUCGAGGAAGCGGAGAACGGUAUUAUAUACAUUAGUUUUGGAUCAGUUAUCAGAAGUUCAUCAUUGCCCAGUGACAAACUCGAGGCGGUACUGGGUGCUAUGAGAGAAUUACCUCAAAGGUUUGUUUGGAAGUGGGAAAAUAAAACUAUGCACGUCGACAAAAAUAAACUUUAUACCUUCGAUUGGUUACCUCAGGUUGAUAUUUUAGGUCACCCGAAAACUUUAGCGUUCUUCUCGCACGCCGGCAUGGGUGGUACCACUGAGGCAAUUCACUUUGGUGUGCCAAUGGUAGCGAUGCCUGUUAUUGGAGAUCAGCCAGCGAAUGCCGCGGCGAUCGAGGAGAGUGGUCUUGGUGUGCAGUUACAAAUAAGGGAUUUAACGAACCAAAAUCUGGUCACUGCGUUCAAGAAGGUUAUGGACCCGAAAUUCCGCGAGAAUGUAAAACUACUAUCAAAGGCUUGGCACGAUCGUCCGUUGCCUCCGCUAGACGCCGCCAUAUACUGGACAGAAUUUGCAGCCCGCUAUUCAAAUUUCACAUUCAGAACCGCAGCAGCCGACGUUCCGUUGUAUCAGUACAUCAAUCUAGACAUCGCGCUCGUGUACAUUGCACUACUACUUUUAAUACUGGCUGGUUUCAAAGCUCUAGUCUCGAUUUGUUGCUUAGGAAAAAGUAAAGAAAUCAGCAGAAGUAAAAAAAUAAAACAUAAAUAA